AUGGCCGACCAGAUGUCGGCGCCACUGCUGAAGAUGCACGACCCCAACUCGCCCAUCAAGACGCCUCACCUCGACAAGCUGGCCGAAAGCGGAGUCGUCUUCGAGAGUGCCUACUGCAAUGCGCCCCUCUGCGCGCCCUCCCGCUUUGUCAUGGUGACAGGUCAGCUCCCCCACAAGAUUGGCGCCUAUGACAACGCAUCGCACCUUAACGCCGACGUCCCCACGUUCGCCCACUAUCUGCGAAAGGAGGGCUACGAGACGACCUUGGCCGGAAAGAUGCAUUUCAUUGGCCCUGAUCAGUUGCACGGCUUCGAAAACCGCCUGACUUCGGACAUCUACCCUGGCGACUUCGGCUGGUCCGUCAACUGGGACAAGCCUGAGGAGCGCCAGGAGUGGUUCCACAACAUGUCUUCAGUGCUGCAGGCUGGCCCCUGCGUCAGGUCCAACCAGCUCGAUUACGACGAGGAAGUCAUGUACAAAUCCACCCAGUUCCUCUACGACCACGUGCGCAAGGGAGAUAAGCAGAGGCCCUUCUGUCUGACGGUCUCUCUGACGCACCCUCACGAUCCUUAUGCGAUCACGGAGGACUACUGGGAUCGCUACGAGGAUGUGGAGAUACCCCUGCCCAAGGUCCACAUUAAGCAGGAAGAUCAGGACCCACACUCGGAGCGCGUGAUGAAAUGCAUCGAUCUGUGGGACAACGACGUUCCCGAAGAAGCAGUCAAGCGCGCGCGCCGCGCCUACUACGGCGCUUGCUCCUACGUCGAUGAUCAGAUCGGAAGGCUUCUGACGACGUUGAAGCGCUGCAAGCUGGACCAAAACACCAUUGUCGUCUUCAGCGGCGACCACGGAGACAUGCUUGGAGAGCGCGGUCUCUGGUACAAGAUGUCCUGGCACGAGGGCAGUGCUCGCGUGCCUCUCAUCAUCAACUACCCGCCUCGAUUCAAGCCUCGCCGCGUCAAGGAGUCUGUCUCCACGAUGGACCUGCUGCCGACGCUGGUCGACCUGGCCGGCGGGAGAAUGGACACCGGCUUGUCGAUCGACGGAGUAAGUUUCUACCCGGCGCUCUAUGGCCACAAGGUCAGCGACGAGGUCUUUGGCGAAUACAUGGGUGAGGGCACGAUCUCUCCAGUCUGCAUGAUCCGCAGGGGCCGCUGGAAGUAUGUCACCAGCUUGGUGGACCCUCCGCAGCUGUUUGAUCUGGAGAAGGACCCGCGAGAGCUGCACAACGUUGCCAAUUCGGAGGACUCGUUGUACGCAAAGGUCUCGCACGACUUUGCCAACGAGGCGGCCAAGAAGUGGGAUCUGGAGGCCAUCCAUGACGACUGCCUGAAGUCGCAGCGCCAACGCCGUCUGUGCUGGAACGCACUCAAGAAGGGCAAGUUCGAGUCUUGGGACUACCAGCCUCAGGACCUCGCGUCGCAGAAGUACAUCCGCUCGACGAUUCCUCUGGACGACCUGGAACUGAGGGCGCGCUACCCGCCCGUUGAUGCUUUCGGCAAGCCGUACAUCACAGCCCAUCCUCACGGCAUCGCUGGCGCAAAGGGCGAGUAG
Molecule: messenger RNA, 1554 nt
Organism: Aplosporella prunicola CBS 121167
Lineage: Eukaryota; Fungi; Ascomycota; Dothideomycetes; Botryosphaeriales; Aplosporellaceae
Exons: 1
Coding region: 1-1554 (517 amino acids)
Molecular function (GO): sulfuric ester hydrolase activity
Source: RefSeq, a predicted model, not a curated record